AUGAUAACUUUUGGAGGUUACGUCCCAAAUGGAUUAGCAGAAUUAGUUUCUGUUCAAAAACAUAUAAAGUACUUGGAGUUGAAUGGCUAUUUGAAAACAACAAUUCAACCAUUUACAAAAUUUCCUAAUACAUUAACCAAGUUGCGCAUUGUUGGAUGUUUUCGUAUACCAUGGUCACUAAUUUCGGAACUUUCGAAUUUACAAGAACUUUCAUUAUCAUUAAUUAACGAAAUAGACGAUGAAUACUUAAUUAAAUUCUUGGAAAUUAAUGGAAAUAAUCUAAAGGAACUUAGUCUUUACAAAAACAUAGCCUUGAAUGGUUCAUUAAAUUUAAAAUUAGGAAAAUUUUGUCCAAAUCUGAGGUCGUUACGCAUUGUAUUUCCAAAUGGAGACAUAGUACCACUGAAAGGAAUUUUUAAUAGUUGUCAACAAUUAGAAUGCAUAGAAAUUUUGCGUUCCUUAUUCUUUUUAGAAGAGCGUGAAUUGUUAGAGAUUGUUGUAGAUUUUUCACCUAAAAAGAUUUAUAAGUUAUCAAUUGAUUUGGCAUUAUGCAACAUAGAUCCAAAAACAACAUUUCAAUGGGGAUUAAGGUCUAUUUUGGAACGUUGUGCGAAUCGUGUGCCAUGUAUUCCUCUUUCUUUUAUUAUUAAUUCGAGUUCAAAUUUGGGUAUAAGACUAUCAAAAAGUAAUAUCAAAAUAAUUGAAGAGUAUAUAUAG
This is a messenger RNA of Funneliformis caledonium, 717 nucleotides long. The record is from the annotation of a GenBank genome assembly. Lineage: Eukaryota; Fungi; Glomeromycota; Glomeromycetes; Glomerales; Glomeraceae.